This is a messenger RNA of Ceratosolen solmsi marchali, 1612 nucleotides long. RefSeq names its product Cytochrome P450 family protein sad (gene sad). The coding region runs from base 115 to 1557 and encodes 480 amino acids. Gene Ontology annotation, molecular function: monooxygenase activity; oxidoreductase activity, acting on paired donors, with incorporation or reduction of molecular oxygen; iron ion binding. NCBI's taxonomy places the organism in Eukaryota, Metazoa, Arthropoda, Insecta, Hymenoptera, Agaonidae. The transcript is spliced from 7 exons. The record is from RefSeq and is a predicted model, not a curated record.
GGGCAGCACCGCGCCGUCUACCUGCCUUGAAGACUCCGCACCGGUUGUUCCUCGACUCCGCCAGCCAGUGAUUAAUAUUGCUGGUAAGUCGGCUCAACAAGCAUCGGCCGCUCUAUGCAUCGCAUUUCAAAGUUGUACUUGUCGCUGGCGAACUUAGUCAGUCGACAGAGUUCGAUGGUUGACAUGCCAGAUUGCUGGAACCCGCCCAUUCUAAAUACCCUCAGCUCCUUCUUCAAUCUUCACCGUACCAAGUACCUCCACGAGUACGUCGAUACCCGUCACAAGAAAUAUGGGACCAUCUUCCGCUCCAAGAUUGGCCCGACCAAAGCCAUAUUCGUCAGCUCGGCCGAAAUCAUACGUGAGAUAUUUCGACUCGAGGGUCCGACUCCUCAACACUUUAUACCGGAAGCCUGGCUAUUCUACAAUCGGAUACGAAAGCAACAGAGAGGUCUGCUCUUCAUGGAUGGCCAAGAAUGGUUGCACUAUCGAAGGAUAUUAAAUAAAAUAAUGCUGUCACCAAACUCGGUGAAUUUGAUGAUCAAACCGUGCCAUAACGCUGCUGAAGAUCUAAUUAGCAAUUGGAAAAGUUUUGGAAACAGCGGUCAAGUUAUACCAGACUUAGAGAAUCAAUUGUAUCUAUGGUCAAUUGAAGUGCUGCUGGCAACAUUGAUCGGCAGCCUCUGGAACGACUACAAGCACAGUGUCCUGGACGAGCUGCAGGUCCUUUCACGCACUCUCACCCGGAUUUUUGAGCACUCGGUACACCUGUCGCGGGUAUCCCCGCGACUGGCGAUGCUCGCGCGAUUCCCCUCCUGGUGCGGCUUCGUCACGACGGCCGAUUACGCCCUCUCGGCCGUCAGCCGCCUCGUCGAGGAUAUGGCGAAACUGGAGAAUGCGGAGGACGGGCUCCUGCACCAAAUGAUGGCCAAUGGGAUUCGCGGCGCGGUAUUGCAAAGAAUCGUCGUCGAUCUCAUUCUCGCCGCUGGCGACACGACAGCAUACUCGAUGCAGUGGCUGAUGUUCUUACUGGCGAAUAACCCGGAGGUCCAGGAAAAAAUUCACAAUGCCCUGGGAGGGCUCGAGGAGAAGGAAGUGCUACGCGAUUCGCUACUCAAAGGAGCAAUAAAGGAAUCUCUGAGGCUUUAUCCGACCGCACCGUUUCUCACGAGAGUUUUACCGCAGGACACGCUACUCGGUGGAUAUCCUGCUUACAAGGGUGAGCUCGUAGUGAUCUCUUUGUACUCUUGCGGUCGAGACGAGGUCAACUUCCCGAGGGCACAGGAAUUCCUACCCGAGCGCUGGUUACGUAACGAGAAAGGUGAAUUCGAGGGUGUGAUAAAUCCAAAUGCCACGCUACCUUUUGCCAUGGGCGUAAGGAGCUGCAUUGGAAAACAACUUGCCGUCACGCAAAUGUCCAUCACAAUAGACAAACUAUUAAAAAAUUUUAAAAUUCAAUGUCUAAAUACGAAUGAAAUUACGAUGAAAUUACGUCUGAUCUCUGCGCCAUCAAAGCCAUUGCAAAUGCGGCUGAUUCGAAGAAGUACUACUUGUUAUUAAAAUUUAUAAGAGCUGUUCGAUCGAUCUGUUACAAUUACAUAUAUAAUUUAGUAUU